UUUUGGAUUAACCAUGGGAUCUGAGUGUGGUUUUCAAACGAAGCAGCAGCUUAAUGAGUGUAUUUUACGUUGUGCCUGGUCUGAGCAUCCUCUUCCUCCUGUUCACAGAGCUUGUAGGGACGGAGACAUGCUUAGUCUAACUUACUUAACCGUUCAAGGAGACAGACUUGCAGUUUUUCGCUCCCUAAAUGAGCAAGACCAUUACUUAAAGUGGACCCCUGCACACUGGGCUGCCUUCUUUGGAAAGGUUAGUUUAGUUGUCGGUUUAGUUUGUGAAGAAAAUACAAUUUCUAAAACAGGAAAACAAACAGCUUGUAGGUCAGCUGUAAGCUAGCGAUAAGACUUUUAAACAGUCCUUCUUUCAUUUUCUUUACAGAGCUCUUGCAGUUAUUAUAGCAGUAUUUGGCAUGUACUUCAUACUCGACUUUGUUUUUAUAGGGUCUUACAGAUUUUUUUUGCAACAGACAGUCCAAAGAUUCCUCUCGUGACUGCCAAAUUCUUUGAUGCUUAACAGCUGAUCACGAACAAGAGAAAACUAAAACUUAGUAUCAAACUUUUUCAACUUCCAGAAGUAAAGAACUCCUUCUGUCAUGAAAAAGAACGGAGAAACCAAGAUACGUGGAAUUUAUAUGUGUACGUUAGCGAGGGAAGCUUGAAGAAUUGUUUUUCGUGACUUGACCCCGUUGUUGUCGUGAUCAUUUGUCUCGGAACCACAAUUUUAUUUCGAGAUCGAUGUUCUUACACAAAAGUUAUUAGGUGAAAUUAUUGAAAACUACAUUUUCAAAUUCUGAAUCUGAUACAUAAUAACUCAUGAAAGAAAGACCACUUGAAAUCUAGUCCACGUUGUUGAGAAAUUUUUCCAUUGCCAAACAGUUAAUCAGUUUGUUUUGAUGAUGUGUUUUGGUUACGGCUAACGUUUUAGACCCGACGCUAGACUUGGGUAUAGUGGGAUUUCCGCACAGUCCCUUGCACUUUUUGUUAUGCAUGCAACUUUCUCCAACACUUUCCACACAAAUAGUUUGUUAUUGUAAACAGGGCGAAACGGUCCUUAGUUAUUCAAAUAUAUGUAUGGUGCUGUGCGGAAGUCUUGAAUAUUUUCUUGGUACCUCAAACUAUGAUUUGUUUUAGUGAAUCACAGUUUGUUUGUGCUUUGAUUAUACUUGGCAACCAAACUUGCUCAAAAGCAGGGCAGCUAAUAGACUUAAGUCUUUACAUCCCAUGUGGCUGCUACCAUGUUGUUCACCCAUUUUUACUGAGUCAUUGUCUUUGGUUUCCUUAAUUGAGGUUAUAUUGGUGGCUGUAAUGGUGAACCCUUCUAUGCAAUUAAGUACUGUUUUUUCUCUUAACCUGAGCCGCCUGUCACCGUCUGUGCAGAUCCACAUCUCUUUUACAGCUUGUGACAUCAUCAGUGUUAAUGGUCAAGGACAACUUUGUCCGCUAACUUGUGCAGAGUGAAGAGAUCUUUCAAACCAUACUAGAAUGAUCACAAUUCAGUAAAGGACACUGGAGAAAAAGGCAAAAAACCAUGUAAUAUUGCCCUAAAAAUUUCCAUGAAAAUCUUGGUCCACUACUAUACCCACCUACCUUUCCCUUAAUCUCAUCUUAAGAUCAUAAAAGCAUUUCUAAAAACUUUUCCCAUCAAAAUGAAGCCUACUAAAUGCUCAGAGAAAGAAAAAAACAAGGGAGGAGAGAAAGCAAAAAGUAAAACUCAAGACUGCUGUGUCACUUUUAAACUCAAAAACUAUCUCAAAAUUUUGCUUUCUGCACAUGCCCGAACUAAUAUUUUGCAUCUGGAUCAGAAGGCCAUGAAGUGUAUGACCUGUAAAUGGCUUUGUGGUAAGUUUUAGCUCUUUGUAGCAUGACAGUGACCAGAAAACUGCUCGACAAGCUUCAAAAUGGGUUUUUUGUCAAACUUUCUAGGAGCAAAUGGGUUAAGGAAACCACUUUUCUCAUGUACAUAAGAAUAUUUAGGUCACAUACAAAAAAAAUUGUUAUUAAUCAGCCUGCAAGUUGGUGAUGUCAAGUCUCCUCUGCAAAAAGAUCGAAUAGAGGACAUUUUGAGAGCUAGUCAUUCAUAAGGGUAAAUCAAAGGGCUUGCUCUUGAAACAGUGGCUUUUUGACAUUAUGUUGGUGCAUAACUCAUUUAAUAAAACUGCAGUUUCACCCAAAACUAACCUCUUCCUUCAAUUUUUUAAUUUUUUAGGUUGAUUGUUUGAAGCGCCUUGUUGAGUGUGGUUCAAACAUUGAUGUAUGUGAAGGAAGAUUUGAACAGACACCAGCACAUCUUGCAGCUUUUGCUGGUCAUGCUAAUGUCCUUCACUGGUUACUUCAAAAUGGUGCAGUUGCAGAAAAAGUUGUGAGUAGUGCUUCACAUGACAAAUAUAUAACCAUUGUGUGGUACCAGCCAUAUUAUUAUGUGUUCAGUAACUGCUUACUUUAUUUCCUUUAUUUAUUGCCAAUCACUAAUAAACUCCCCCUCUACCUAAUAAGACUCCUGUCUGAAUUAAAGCUAAAAUUAACAAGUCCAAUGCCUUGUAUAUAUUCAAGGGUAUUUUGCACAAUAACUGAAAAAGUUCAUUCAGUGAUAUUACUGGCUCAAUGUGCUCUUAGAAUACAUCAUAAGACAGAGUGGAGAAACACAGACCGCUGAAUUGUUUUAACAGGCUUUAAUGUUUAAGUUCUGGGUCCUGCAGUUUGUUUCUUCUUAUGCAGUAGUAGAAUUUGUAUGAUUGAACCCUUUUUUAUCACGUCACGUCUGAAAGUACAUGACUUGUAUAAUUGUUAAAUGUUCUUGUUCGUGCAGGACAGUUUUGGAGAAACUACAGUGCACAAGGCAGCAAGAGGAGGAAAUGUAGAAUGCUUGAGACUACUCCAGGCAUUUGUAACUACUUUUAGGUAACAAAAAAAGCCAUGUCCUUAUGUCAUAUAAUAUAUAAAGUCAUUUAUUUUUGUAACAUUGUUGCUCUAGAAUCAUUUGAAGGUAGCUCUCACCAAGAGGAGCCUGUCCUUGUUUUGUUUUCAGCACUUUCAACUUGUAUCGACAGACUCCUUGUGACCUUGCUUCCUCCCUUGGAUUUGAGCAAUGUGCACAGUUGUUGAGAAGUCAAAGCCACGAGUCAGGUAAUAGAGCUAAUGAAGCAACAGGGAAUCAUUGUGAUAUGACUUGCAACAAAAUUUUGUUACUUUACUGCAUUUAUUGGUUAAGACCAGGCAACAAAAUUUCUCUAGGUUUAACAAGGUAUGAUUUGGUUCUGGUUGGAAAGAAAAUUUUCUUUUCUUUUCUCUAGUUGUAAUUUGGGAUGGUGUCUAUUUUAGGAUUAUGAGACUGCUAUUUUCCAUACAAUCUAAAGCUUCAUAAAGUUUUAUUAAGACAGUACCACUUUUUGCUGGACUCAUUCUAUUUAAAAGAAGUAAGAUUGCCAUGUUGUGACAACCAUGCAGGCAUAAGCAUUAUAAUCUUCCUCUAUAGAGGAAGAAGGAAGAUCAAAGGAUAUGCUUUCCUAAGUGUAAUCAAUGUUAAUUGUCCCUUUAGUGUCCAACCAAAGGAAAUGUAAAAGAUUACUUGAUGAUGGGGACUAUACAGUUCAAGCAAAGAGAUCAAGAAAUGGCAAGUUUAUUUCUUAAGUUAAAAGUUUAGACCUCUUUUCCAGGGCUGUCAAUAAGGGCCGGUAGCCAGGCAAAACCACCGGCUAGUUAGCCCUCUUUAGCUGGCUACUUUCAUCUCCUUCUACCAUUACUGCUAACAAAAAAUAAGCACCAUCAAAUAAAAUUGUAAACCAUCCGUUUCCCAGUUUUGAAUGACAUUCAGUGAAGGCAUACUCUGACAGAUUUAGAUCUCUCAAACAUUCGAACCGUGUGAUUGCUUGGAACGCGUGGGACAUUUUGACGGCAUUGUUCCCAGUCUUGCAUGUAUUCUGACAAGUCAACAUGGUGUCAGCGGUGGAAAGUAUUUCUUGAAAACCUCUGGAAACACCAAUUCCGAGACUCUAAUUUUCAAAAUGUCCCUAGAUGCCUCUGCCCUCAAGAAUUUGUGUCUUUGGUGCGAGUUCCAAACCCGCCUAUUACUCAUUAUCAGGCUUCUACUUAAAAACUUUUUUACAGCCCUACUUUUCAAAGACCUUUUUUAUUAACUCAAACUCAGCAAGGGAAGUAUUAUAUUGCAUAAUUUGAAUUUUUUAAUUACCAACAUGACCAUUACAAGUGACUUGUAAUUUUUGGUCAUUUGAUUUUCCUAUAUUUUGGAAACACCUUAAUGACAGUUAACAGUUAAAAAUUAAUGCUCUUUUUAUAAAACUGCCAGAAUAGAAUAAUUUUUUUAAACAUCUCUGCCUCAGGUUAAAAUAACUUUCAUUUAUAAUCAGUGACCUGGUACCUCUUCCAGUUGAUUUUCCAUGCAGUAAAGUUGUGACCAUUUUGAGCAAGCCAUUUGAACUGUUGUUACUCCAUGUUGUAUGUUAAAGGAGCUGUGUCAUGAAAUUCAGCCAAAUUAAGAAAUUACAAAAUGCCCGUUAAAUUAAGAGAAACAAAAAUAACCGCUUAAAACUUUAAAGGAAGGUUAAAAUAACAUAACAGAAACAACAGAUGCCACGGAUUGGCAAAACUGAAGAAGAUUGAAACGGAUUGAAAUUAGGGUUUUGGAAAACUAUUCAGCCUAACAGUUUUUCAAAAUUGACCCCUGCUGCUUGCAACUUCAAAAAUAAUGCUCAGGAGACAUAUCUGUUUGUCUCAGAUCCCUGAUUUUGUCAUUUACAUGUAAUUUCUUUGCUUACUUUAAGUUCCAUAGCGAUUGAGGGCGAGUAAUGGGCAAAAAUUUAACAAAAUGAACUAGACUGCUGUGACAUAGCCCCUUUAAGAAAAGUCACUUCAAAGUCAUCAAAGGUGGUCCAGGAGUAUUUAUUUUGAACAUGGCUUGUCUUAAUUUGCAUCAGCCUAACUCCUUCCCCAAUAAAUCAAUAUUAUUAUAUAACUGGUCCCUUAUCAAUUUUCAUUCCUUCUUAAUAUUCCUUAACACUCUUUAAUUUUCAAACCAUAAUAUUUUAUAAGUAAGUUACAUUUUAAAUAUUUUUUAGGUACGGUCCAGUAUUUGGAUCAUGUUGAGAUUCAUAGUUCAAGUGCCAUAAGCCAUGACUUUUAUAUUACAAAUGGUACAAGUCAACAGACAAGCAGAGCAGAGGACACGCUUUAUCAAAAUGGUCAUGUUCAUAACUGCACAAGAAACAACAGCUCUUCAACACAGAAAAGCCAUGAUGUGGAAAUGAACUGUGAUGAAGUUCAAGAAUCUGCCAACAAAACUUACCCUGGUAAUCACUAUUUAAACCAGCCUGUUAGAUGUUUAAACCUCUGCGG
Molecule: messenger RNA, 5346 nt
Organism: Porites evermanni
Lineage: Eukaryota; Metazoa; Cnidaria; Anthozoa; Scleractinia; Poritidae
Source: the annotation of a GenBank genome assembly